AUGAAACAUAUAGUAAUAAAAAAAACAAAUUUUUUAAUAUUAUUUAUCGAAGGUCUUAAUCGAUAUUUGGGUUGUUUCAUUGAUCAUAUUGACAAUCAUGAUCUUGAAGUGUUUAUUGAUAAAUAUGAACACUUAACUUCUAGACAAUGUAUUUUUGCUUGUCAAAAACAAAACUAUCAGUAUGCAGCUAUACAACAUGGUAAUGAAUGUCGCUGUGGACAACAAUACGGAAAAUAUGGUCAAGUAUCAGAUGAUCAAUGUCAAUAUUCAUGCGUAACAUUGGAAAAAUGUGGUGGUGAUAAUCGAAGUAGUGUUUAUAGUGUUAUGAACUCGAUUGAUUCAUCUAGAUCAGGUUUUUUUUUCAUAUUGAAAGUAUUUUAUUCAUAUAAUAAAACGCAAUUCGAUACAUUUCUAGAUUUGACAUGUUUGAAUACUGUAGUUGGUUAUCAAGGUUGUUUUGAUAAUGUAAUCUUAGGUAUAGUGAUGGGUGUUGUGAACUCGAUUGAAAAAUGCAUUUCACACUGUGCUACGAACUAUAAUUAUGCAGGCAUCGUGAAUGGUAAUUCAUGCCGUUGUGGAAAUUAUUUAAAUCAACCAGCCUUGAAUUCCAUUGUAUGUAAUAUUCCAUGUGAGAGAAAUUCAAAUGACAUGACAAUUGAUUGUUGUGGUGGCCUUCAUGCACUUAGUGUUUAUAAUGUUAAGAACUAUCGUUAG
Rotaria sp. Silwood2 is the source of this 714-nucleotide messenger RNA. Lineage: Eukaryota; Metazoa; Rotifera; Eurotatoria; Philodinida; Philodinidae. The record is from the annotation of a GenBank genome assembly.